This is a messenger RNA of Acanthocheilonema viteae, 2076 nucleotides long. The record is from the annotation of a GenBank genome assembly. Lineage: Eukaryota; Metazoa; Nematoda; Chromadorea; Rhabditida; Onchocercidae.
AUGAAGAAAAGACGAAGACGUAUGAAUAUUUAUUGCAUAUGGAUUUCUGUAUUGGCACUCACUGUUGUUUUUUAUUUAUCGACUUUUACUGAAGUAUCAUAUCAUUUGCGCAUCUACAAAAGAAACACUAAUUUGUUCGAGCAAUAUGUGGCACUAACAAAUAGCGAACGAAAUGGAAAUGGCAAUGAUUAUCGCUCGCAACACUGCCAAGUAUUACAUUUGGCAUUGAUAGUGUGUGGCAGUGUUCGAUUGAGCUAUCCUUUAACGACAUUUAUUAAAAGUAUCCUACGUUAUCGUCAACAUGCUCUCGUUUUCCAUUUCCUUGUGGAUAAUAUUACUAUGAGAGUUAUAUCGUUGUUAUUCAGUACAUGGCGACUGCCAGCUGUAAAAGUGGUAUUUUAUAAUGCCUCACAAUAUUUGGAUCGAUUCUCAUGGAUUCCGAAUCGACAUUAUUCUGGCAGAUAUAGCUUUUUGAAACUUAUUUUAAACGACAUUUUGCCUGCUGAUAUUGAUAAGGUGAUCGUACUUGAUACAGAUGCAUUGAUAAUGGAUGAUAUCGCCCAGCUAUGGUCUUUUUUUUUAAAGAUGACCAAUUUACAAGCUAUUGGCUUAGUUGAAAAUUUAUCUGAUUGGUACUUAUUCAACACAAGUACCUCCGAAAGAAUUGUCUGGCCAGCAUGGGGACGUGGAUUUAAUAGUGGAGUGAUGUUAUUGGAUUUAGUAAAGCUAAGGAAUAUAAGCUGGUCACACAUUUGGGAAGAAACUGCUUCAAAAAAUAUUAAACAAUAUGGUUCAACUGAGCUAGCAGAUCAGGAUGUAAUCAAUGCAGUUAUAAACGAUCACCAAUGGAUUAUACAAAAACUUCCAUGUGAGUGGAACUUUCAAUUAGGAUUCCAGUCACAACAAGACUUAUGUCCUGUGGAGAUUUCUCAUUUGAAGUUGGUUCACUGGAAUUCACCUCUUAAAACGCGAAUAAUGAAUCGUUACGCAGUACUCUUACGUCGAUAUUACGACAAUGUAAGAGAUAUGGAUGGCAAUAUAUUUCGGUCUAAUAUAAUUCAUUGUAAUUCUGAUUCUGAACAUGUGUAUUCAACACUUGACAAAAUAUCGGAAUAUGAUGACAACGAUGAUGGAUGCAGCGGAAUACGACAUGCUCGAUGGAUCACGUAUCGGACAUUAUUGUACGUACGUCCUUACAAUUUCAGGGCUACUCCGGAAAAUGUUGUUUUGACAACACAGUUCAGCAUGGAUCGUUUAAUGCAUUUUAAUGCGCUAUUGCAAUAUUGGAUUGGACCUAUAUCGGCUGCUGUUUAUGUUACCGAUUUGGAGCUUUCGUUGCUAAUUCAAUUCUUCGAUGAUACUCUUGGUAAUCGAACUAAUGUUGCAUUACAUGCUGUUUAUAAAGAAGGCACAUACUAUCCCAUAAAUUAUCUUCGAAAUGUUGCAUUAAAUAACAGCAACGAUUCAUCAUUUGUUUUUUUAGCCGAUGUCGAUUUCAUACCAGGAUCAGGAUUGUACACAAUGUUAUGUGAAAAGUUGCUAAUAACCAAUUCAACAAACAAAAGAGCGUUUGUUGUGCCAGCCUUUGAAUAUAUUGAUAAUCGAGUUCCAGUGGUUCCUCUUACCAAGAAUGAACUGUUAAUCGAAUUAGAUGCACAACGUAUACAGAUUUUCCGGCGAAAUUUAUGGAUUCAGGGCCAUGCAGCUACUGACUAUAAUCACUGGAGACAUGCUGACCAAGAAUAUUCGGUUUCAUGGAAGACUGAUUAUGAACCAUAUGUUGUGGUGAAGCGUAACGGUUUACCACCUUAUGAUCAACGGUUUGUUGGUUUCGGUUGGAACAAAGUAUCCCAUGUGAUGUCACUUAAUGCUGCCGGGUAUGAAUUUACUAUAUUACCGGAUGCAUUCAUAAUCCAUCAGCCACAUUUUCUCUCAUUCGAAAUGAUACGCUACCGUUCGCUGCCGACAUAUCGUAAAUGCUUGAAAGCUCUAAAGGGUGAAUUUGUACGUGAUUUAUUUCGUGAACAAAAAAAGAACCGAUUAUCUAAAAUUUCCAGACAUCCAUUGAACAAUUAA